UAUGAAGCUGGUUCCGUUGGGUGGUGGCUACAAACUUUUCUGUUACUCUGAGAGUCGCUGUUCGCCCAACGCUGGAAUGCGCAAAGGGCGUGAAAAGUCGGCUUGAAAUAUUGAUUAGUUUUCGGUGUUUGGGCGAUUAGACGCGUUUUAUACUUGAAGUUGGGUGGCUAUUUUCGAGAAACUUGGAGCGGCGGGGAUUGUCUGGCCAAGUGUUAGCGAGUUGCACGGCAGCUAACAAGUAAUUAGCCAGGAAGCUAGCGAGUAACUGAGCGAGAGAGCGCCUGGAGACAUCGCGGACCAAUGCAGGCCAUAAAGUGUGUCGUGGUUGGAGACGGGGCUGUUGGUAAAACAUGCCUGCUGAUCAGCUACACCACCAAUGCAUUUCCCGGAGAGUACAUCCCCACAGUAUUUGAUAAUUACUCUGCAAAUGUGAUGGUGGAUGGCAAACCAGUCAAUCUGGGUUUAUGGGACACAGCAGGACAGGAAGACUAUGACAGGCUCCGUCCUCUCUCUUACCCUCAGACAGAUGUGUUUCUGAUCUGCUUCUCCCUUGUGAGUCCUGCCUCUUUUGAAAAUGUUCGUGCAAAGUGGUACCCAGAGGUGAGACAUCACUGCCCCAACACUCCAAUCAUACUUGUGGGAACCAAGCUUGAUCUGAGAGAUGACAAGGACACCAUUGAGAAGCUGAAGGAGAAGAAGCUUACUCCUAUCACCUACCCCCAGGGCCUGGCCAUGGCUAAAGAGAUUGGAGCUGUGAAAUAUCUGGAAUGCUCGGCCCUGACACAGCGUGGCCUUAAGACGGUGUUUGACGAGGCAAUUCGAGCCGUUCUCUGCCCACCCCCUGUGAAGAAGAGGAAGAGAAAAUGUUCUCUGCUGUAGCGUGAGCAAGGCCUACAAUCCCAGCUGUAUUUUGAGGGAUAGGAAUGAGAUGGCGUACUUGUUCCCAUGUUCCUCUUUUCUUUUCCUAUUUUCAUUUUCAUUUUUUGUUGUUGUUGACUGAGUUUCUAUUCUCACAAAAUUGAACAUAAUCUCUAGAUGUAGGAGCAGGACCUGAUCACCUCAAAUCGAUGUUCACUUAGACACACCCAUAUUGAUAUUAACAUGGCCUUUCAACAGAAUUGAUUUAUUUUUUAUUUUUUAAAAAACACUGAACUUUUCCUGUAGUUCAUUUUCUUUUAAGAGCCCUUGUGGUUUGUUUACAAGUCAUCGUCUGAAUGAAAUACGUUUUGCCAAAUAGCACUACGUUACCCACUGCAUACACUACGUAAAUUCUGUCCUUCUCUUCUAAAGUUUGUUGAACAACAGGCCAUGGUUAUGCACGAUAGAAUACUUGAGUACUGUUCUUUUAAACAAUUUUACUAGAGUCACCUAAUACGAGUAUAUCAGUACUUGUCACUGGCUACAUGUUUGUAUUAAAGUCACUGUCUUGCGUUUCAUACUGUAAAACAUUAGACCCGAAUAACAGUGCUAGCCUAGCUUCAGUGUUGCUCAAGUGCUUCCUCAUAAGCACAGCUAUACCUCCUCUUUAUAUGGUAAAUGAUUAUUCCCAGUUAAUUUCCUUUAAUACCUAUAACCCUGUCUGUGUAUCCUCUCUAGAUAAGUUCAGUCGCAGUCUAGAGAUUGCGAACUCGGCUAGGGGAUUCGAACCAUCUCAAAAUAAAACGCUACGUAGGGCGAUCAGAACCCUUUAAUGGUUUUAUAGCCUGUAUAAUGAACCUUAAACUUGUAUUAAAAUUAAAUUUUUAAUUUUUUUUUUAUAUCUAAUGUUAAAAGAAAAAAAGGCAACACUACUGUUGGAUUGUGACAUGAAAGGAAUUUAGCCUUUUUUUUUUUUCCACUUUAGUCCUUGUAUUCCCUUCAUAGAUAAUCAUAUUUGUAACUAAACUUUUACUUUGUACACUAACAUUUAACUGUCCCUUCUGUCAUCUGGAUAGUAUGUUUCUGACAGAACUGUCAAUGCAGAAUGACUUUCGGAGCUUUUGCAUACUUCCUUUAAUUUGUCCCUGAAUCCAAGUAUACAAUGUGCAUUUGCCAUCGCGAGUCUUUGUGCACAAUUAGAGCCAAUGUCGUAACCUUCCCCCCCCCCCACUUACGGGAUAUACCUAAUCACUUGUUUUUGGAUAAAUGGUGACAGAAAUAAAGCAGAAUUAAAUGUG
Messenger RNA from Silurus meridionalis, 2156 nucleotides. It is a transcript of the gene rac1b, whose product is annotated as Rac family small GTPase 1b. The record is from RefSeq and is a predicted model, not a curated record. The transcript is spliced from 6 exons. Gene Ontology annotation, biological process: small GTPase-mediated signal transduction; establishment or maintenance of cell polarity; cortical cytoskeleton organization. Lineage: Eukaryota; Metazoa; Chordata; Actinopteri; Siluriformes; Siluridae. Gene Ontology annotation, molecular function: GTP binding; GTPase activity; protein kinase binding. Gene Ontology annotation, cellular component: plasma membrane; dendritic spine; cytoskeleton. The coding region runs from base 301 to 879 and encodes 192 amino acids.